CAGUUGACGAGAGACAGGAAAACGGAGUGGUUUAAUCUUUUCACAGUUUCAAAACUUGAUAACAAGACAACGUCACUCUGCGUCCUGGCACGAAUUUAAUUGAUCGAUUCAGCUGAACUCAGCUUCCUUUUUGCGACAGAAUCUUGAGAAUCAGGCUUUAGAAGCAGCAUCGGAGUUUGACCUGCAGGAUUUCAAAGAUGUUGGUAUGAUAAUGUGCGUGUUGAAUUCUUUCACCCCAGGACAAUUUUGGUAAAUCUCAUCUGCAUCCUUUUCGAGGCAUUGCUAUCCAUUCUGAGUGUGAUGGCCCGAAAUUGACCUUCUAAAAAUUGAAGAAUAGCUAGUUACUUAUAAAGACCCAUCAUCUUUGAUGCAACCCAUGUCCAUGACAGAUGCAGAAUUGCCUCUUUCUGACUAUGUGUCUGAUCUAGAGGCAUGCAUUUCAUCCUCAAUCCCAGUUGUGGAAGACUCUCUGCUGGAGAUGAAUCUGCAGACAGAUCACUCACAACCAACUGAACAAUUUUGGAAAGACGUGGCAGAAGAAAAUCAAAAAGCUCUAGGAGAUGCUCUGGAGGAAAAUGAACAGCUGCAGGUCACUUUAAAGAGAAAACAGUAUGAAAUUGUAUCACUGAAGGAAAGAAAUGUCCAACUGAAAGAGCUUGCUAGUAAGGCAAAACAUUUGGCAUCUAUACUUGAUAAACUAAUGAAACAGGAAUGCCAGAACACCAAUGACACCAUGUCUGAGAUCUUUCCCUCAAAAUUCUCAACGAAGCGGCAAAGGAUCGAGGACACCUCCUUUUACAACCAGGACUGUGAUAAAGUGGAUGAGAUUUUAAGAGAUAUCUCAGAAAAGUGCAAUGCAGCCUUGCAAACACUGAGUGACACGGACUCUAGAUAUUUUAGGAUGAAAAAGUACUCAGAAGAAACCAGUUGUAAUGAAAGUCAGGAAACCAUCAACAUGUAUGGAACUUUCAAUGGGCUUCAAACAUCAAUGGGCUGCCACAUGGUCAGCUCAGAUACCAAUGAACUGGAAAACGAUAUGUCCUUUAAGACGUCAAUUCGCAAUCACUGCACAAUAAGAACACUAGCUUUUCCUCAGGGUAAUGCAUUUACAACCAGGACACCAAAUGGGGGUUUCAAGUUUCGAUGGAUUCCCACUUGAUUGGGUUAAUCAGCUAACUACACUGACCAGUGGGGACUUUAUUAAUGGUAUUUUUAACAAGUAAGGUACCAUACAUAAAGGAAUUCCAUGCAACACCUUUACACUGCCAGCACUUAAAAAUAUAAAUAUUACUCAAACAUUAGAUUCCACUAAAUAUUUCAAUGUAAAUAUGGUUUCCUUGUUUGUAUAUAUUGUACAGAAAAACAGACAACAAAUAUAAACUUUAUCUUAUUAUCUUAUAAUAAUUCAUAGAAAACAAAAAUGCACUGAAGCAAUUGACAAGCUUUUAUCCUUCAGGGUUUAAAUUACACAGCACUUCAAAAGAAAAUAAAUCAUUUCUGGUAUAUUGCUGAUUUGUGAAUAGUCUGACUUUGUUUGCCUAUCAACAAAAUGGUUGUAGUUCAUAUUUACAGUGUAACUGUG
Molecule: messenger RNA, 1582 nt
Organism: Chiloscyllium plagiosum (whitespotted bambooshark)
Lineage: Eukaryota; Metazoa; Chordata; Chondrichthyes; Orectolobiformes; Hemiscylliidae
Source: RefSeq, a predicted model, not a curated record